UCUUUCUUCCGUCCCAGCGGAAGUGGUGGGCUCCUCGUCCACCACGUCCACCAACUGAGAUGCUUGGCUGCUGCGCGUUGAUUCGUCGGCUUCGGUGCUCGAACGCGCUGCUGACAUCAAGCCAGCAACUGGCUGCUGCUGAGGCGAUGCAGAGGCUGUCAUGUUUGCGCCUGUUGCUGCUCCAGCUCCUUCUGCUGCUGUUAGAUCAACAGCAGCAGCAGGAGCAAGAGUGCCGGCAGGAGGAGCCUCUCUCGUAGAAGAAGAGUGCGCGGGCCCAAAGAAGGAGGUGAUCUGCUGUGGCGCCUGUGCUGCUACAGUCAAAGCAGUUGCCGAAGCAGCGGUCGAAGGAGCGGGGGUACUACCGGUAGUGCCGGCUACACUCUGCUCUGCCUGCAUGUUCAUGUUCUUUGGGGUCUGCAUGCGGGGUGUUCCUCCGCACACAGCUGUGUGUGUGGUGUGAUGAUGCGCAAGGGCAGAUGCUGUCACCCCGGGUCAUAAAAGAAGGAGGGGGCCCGCGAAUGCAUGCGGCGCAACUACAAAUACCACCGGGGUUUCUUAUAUUGUGUACCCCCGGUGGUAAUUCGAUGGUCUGUCAGAGACGCCCAAAAUUACCACCGGGGUGUCGUAUACUGUGGGGGGUUUCUUAUAUUGUGUAGGUGUCUUAUAUUGUGUCAUUUACGGUACUGCUCUCUGUAUACUGUCGCGACCACAG
Molecule: messenger RNA, 712 nt
Organism: Ectocarpus sp. CCAP 1310/34
Lineage: Eukaryota; Phaeophyceae; Ectocarpales; Ectocarpaceae
Source: the annotation of a GenBank genome assembly